ACAUAUAGAAGCGUUGGUUACGUACAAGUGUCAAAAUUUGCCAAAUGUCAAUUCGACCUUGACGUUAAUUUCUUUUCAAGUUUAGCUCCGCUCUUUGCAAUCAUGGCGGUGAACAAUAUUUCUAAAAAGCGAAAAUUCGUCGGAGACGGAGUAUUUAAAGCCGAGUUAAAUGAGUUUCUUACUCGGGAACUCGCUGAAGAUGGUUACUCAGGUGUGGAAGUACGCGUGACUCCGACACGGUCGGAGAUCAUCAUCAUGGCCACCCGCACCCAGAGCGUGUUAGGAGAGAAAGGACGUCGCAUCCGGGAACUAACAUCAGUUGUGCAGAAGAGAUUCAACAUCCCUGAACAGUCUGUUGAGCUCUACGCAGAGAAGGUUGCCACUCGUGGUCUUUGCGCCAUCGCUCAGGCUGAAUCUCUCAGAUACAAACUUAUCGGAGGUUUGGCUGUUAGACGUGCAUGCUACGGUGUUCUGAGGUUCAUCAUGGAAUCUGGUGCUCGUGGGUGUGAAGUUGUAGUAUCAGGAAAGUUGCGAGGACAGAGAGCUAAAUCCAUGAAGUUUGUUGAUGGGCUCAUGAUUCACUCAGGAGACCCCUGCAAUGACUAUGUCAAUACUGCCACCAGACACGUACUUCUUAGACAAGGAGUGCUUGGUAUCAAGGUGAAGAUUAUGUUGCCAUGGGACCAACAGGGCAAGAAUGGACCCAAGAAGCCUCAGCCAGAUCACAUUCUUGUGACUGAGCCCAAGGAUGAGCCAAUUCCAACAGAGCCCAGUUCUGAUGUGCGGUCAUUGGCCCCUACAGCUCUUCCACCCGCUGUACCGCCCACAUUACCCGCUGCGCAGCCCGCGAUUGCGUAGACUGUAUAUAAUAUAAGACCAACCAACUAA
Messenger RNA from Pieris napi, 888 nucleotides. It is a transcript of the gene RpS3, whose product is annotated as 40S ribosomal protein S3. The transcript has 4 exons. Gene Ontology annotation, molecular function: RNA binding; structural constituent of ribosome. Gene Ontology annotation, cellular component: nucleus; cytosolic small ribosomal subunit. Gene Ontology annotation, biological process: translation; positive regulation of apoptotic signaling pathway. The record is from RefSeq and is a predicted model, not a curated record. The coding region runs from base 103 to 858 and encodes 251 amino acids. NCBI's taxonomy places the organism in Eukaryota, Metazoa, Arthropoda, Insecta, Lepidoptera, Pieridae.